Symbiodinium necroappetens is the source of this 777-nucleotide messenger RNA. NCBI's taxonomy places the organism in Eukaryota, Dinophyceae, Suessiales, Symbiodiniaceae. The record is from the annotation of a GenBank genome assembly.
AUGGAUCUGCAGCUUGUGCUUCUUCCCUUCGGCUAUGCAAGCUCGGAACAAGCGCAGGAGCUGAUCGACAUGGCCAGCUCUGGCAGAGAUUCCGAGGUUGAGGAGAUGAUGAACGACUGCCUGCAUCCAGACGUCGCGUACAAUGGAGGAGAAACUGCUCUCUUCGUAGCAUCCCGGAAGGGCCUCGUAUCGACGGUGAAGCUCCUCUUGGAGGCGAACGCAGUCCCAGACAGGCUGUCCAGGAAUGUCGCGUGCUUCGCGGGCCACGCGGGUGUGACACAGCUGCUGCUGGAGGGACGUGAGCUGCCCCUGAAUCUGGCAUGCUUCAAGGGAAGUGCCGAAACGGUUCAACAUCUCUUGGAUGCAAAGGCAGACAAGGACGCAAAAGGGCAACAGGGCUUCACCCCACUGCUUGAGGCCUGCUCCCGAGGAAACGUGUCCGUGGUGCGACUCCUCUUGGAAUCUCGUGCGAACGUUGAUACAGUCUGCUGCUCUGACGAUGUGUCCUACGGCGAAACUCCGCUCUACGUGGCUGCGCGGUCGGGCUACGUCGAGGUCGUGCGGCUCCUGCUGCAGGCGGGCGCCGACACCGAGAAGAUCUGCGGGAUGCAAGGGCUCACCGCCUUGGACAUGGCUCGCCGGAAGAGUCGGAUGCAGACGUGGCUUCUGCUGUUUUCGGCGAGCACUAGGAAGAAUCCGCUUGCCGGGUCCUGCCUGAAGCGGAUGCGAAGCUUCCUUGCAAGACUGCUGUCUGGAUGGAGGGCGAAGAGGCUGUAG